Molecule: messenger RNA, 573 nt
Organism: Stylonychia lemnae
Lineage: Eukaryota; Ciliophora; Spirotrichea; Sporadotrichida; Oxytrichidae
Source: the annotation of a GenBank genome assembly
AUGUUAAAUGGAAUGCAAGAAAAGCUAAAGCUUCAAAGAGUGAUUAGGUUUUUAGACUUGGGUUGUGGCUAUGGCUAUUCCACUUUAGCUUUUGCUCUAAUGGUUGAUAAAGUCAUCAAAGCUGAUUAAUAAAUGAGUUUUCUUGGUAUCGAUUUGCAUCAUGACUUUAUUGAAAAAUGCACUACUUUGACUAUCUUGGAGAAAAUCAUAAAGAAUUAGGCUAGUUUGAUUUAAUAAACUUUGGAUUUGAGACAUCGAUAGAGACUCUUCAGAAUAAAAGAUAAGAAAAAUGAUUUGGACAAAAGUUUAGAUUAAGACUAUUUCAAUACUUAUAUGAGACAACAGAAAAUUGAAUUAUUUAUUGAACAGCUUCAACAUCUUGAGUAGUAAUUCAAGGAUUUGAAGUAGAAAAAUUUUGGCAGUAGUGAAAUAAAGCUUACUGAAGUUUUGAAAGUACCUGAAAUAGCUUAAGUAUUAGUUUAAAUUAGAGAUAGAAAGACUAAAGUCUAGAAGUUGGAAUUAGCAAUGAAGGACUCCCUUGAAGGAAUGAACAAAGAAAAUAAGGAAGACUGA